AAAUUGCUCUGGAAAGUUUAGAUUUCAGUAUUUCAUUUCAGGGGAAGAUUUUCCAACAACUGUCGAAAUUGAGAGCGGCACAAACUUCACAGAACAUUUCGAUCUUAAAGAAGAAGUUGGAAAAGGCAGGUUCGGCACAGUUUACCGGUGUGUGGACAAGUCCUGUGGUAGACCCCGUGCUGCCAAGAUCAUCCGGUGCGUGAAGAUGAAAGACAAAGAGAAGGUGAGACAAGAGAUAGAGAUCAUGAGCCGGCUGCACCAUCCGAAGCUCAUGCAAGUCCUCGCGGCAUUCGAGAGUGGGCGGAAUAUGAUUAUGGUUAUGGAAUACAUAUCUGGCGGAGAACUUUUCGAGAGGGUGAUCGCAGACGAUUUCGUGUUAACGGAACAUGACUGUAUCCUUUUUAUGAAGCAGAUAUGCUGUGGAGUGGCUUACAUGCACAAGCACAAUAUUAUCCAUCUCGACCUAAAGCCGGAGAAUAUUCUUUGUAAGACUCGAACGUCACAUAAGAUCAAAAUAAUUGAUUUUGGAUUGGCUAGAAUCUAUAAACCAGAAGAAAAUUUGCGCAUUUUAUUCGGUACACCGGAGUUUGUAGCUCCCGAGGUGAUUAACUAUGAACCCGUCUGUCCCGCAAGUGACAUGUGGAGUGUUGGGGUCAUAUGUUAUGUCUUGUUGUCUGGACUCUCACCUUUCAUGGGGGACACGGAUACAGAAACAUUCGCAAACAUAACACGUGGCGAAAUGGAUUUCGAUGAUGAAGCUUUCGAAGAAAUAUCUGAAAACGCCAAGGACUUCAUAUCUCGCUUACUGGUAAAAAAAGUCAAGGGACGCAUGAGCGCCGAGGAGUGCUUGAACCAUACUUGGCUAGCGACAGCCAAUUUCGUGCAGAAGCGACCUUUGUCCACUGAAAAGUUGAAGAGAUUCAUAAUUCGAAGGAAGUGGCAAAAAUCUGGAAAUGCCAUCCGAGCUCUGGGACGAAUGGUAUCUCUGUCUCGUUCCUCACUGGGAAGCAGCUGUGACUCCUAUUCACCAGUGGGUUCUCCGACUAGCUCACGGUCUCGAUCAUCUUUGGUGUCUCGUAGCGAGACAACGGAAUCUGGAGACAGUGAUGUGUUUCAAGACCUCUCAAGGUGACCUGUUUUCAAGCAUGGAAGAGUAGACAUCAGCUGAAGAGAAGGCAAAGUCUUGUGACUUUACCUGGCACUGAAUGAUGCUAUUGUAAAAGGACUGCUAAAUGUGAACUUAAAGAGCGUCAGGAUGUUGCUUGUGCAUUUGAUUUUAUGCUGGUUAACUGACUGAAAAGUCGAAAAUGUAGAAUUAAUGUAAAUUAACUAAGCCUUUUUUUAUCUUACAUUAAUAUUUAAUAAAGUGUCUCGUAUUGCUUACAGAA
This is a messenger RNA of Stegodyphus dumicola, 1388 nucleotides long. RefSeq lists its product as uncharacterized. Gene Ontology annotation, biological process: protein phosphorylation. Gene Ontology annotation, molecular function: protein binding; ATP binding; protein kinase activity. The record is from RefSeq and is a predicted model, not a curated record. NCBI's taxonomy places the organism in Eukaryota, Metazoa, Arthropoda, Arachnida, Araneae, Eresidae.